UCGGAACCUGGAGCAGCGGUUUCCGCCUACCAUCUCUUGCCGCACCAGAAUCCCAUAUUAAGAGCUCGCUAAUUAGUAGUGGUUGACAAGAAGCAACAGCGAUGAGCUUUUGCCGCCUAGAACCCCGGGACAAUGGCGUCUUCGUCCUCACAUUGGCCAGCGCCGAUGAGCACAACUACCUGACCGACGAAGCCAUCACGGAGCUUGCCGAGGAGCUCGAGAAAGUCCGGAACAGCCCGGAGGUGAAAGGAUUGGUAACGACCUGCGAAGUCGGCACAUUCUGCGCCGGCCUGGACUACGACCACCACGCGGAGUCGGAGGAGCAGGCGGAGAACCUGGCGAAACGCGUCGCCAAGGUGAUCCGGCUGCUGCUGGAGCUCCCAGUGCCAACCGUGGCGGCCGUGCGCGGUGACGCGAGGUCGGUGGGCCUCGCGCUGGUGCUCGCGCACGACCACCUCUUCGUAUGGGACCAGGCCGUGUUAGGCCUCCCAGAGGCGCAGCGUGGGCGACCGCUGCCGGACUAUGUGCCGACGCUCCUGCGUGACAAGCUGUCGCACGCGCGGCUGCGGAAGCUGCUCAUGCUCAACUCGCAGACGUGCACCGGCAAGGAGCUCACCGGCACGUGGUUGUCCACGGACGGCGCAGACGGCAACAGGCAGGUGGUUCUGGACAAAGCCAUCGACCUGCUACACGAUCUCCAGGUCGGUGAUGGGGCUAAUUUCGCCAAGGCGAGGCAGAUGCUGUGCGCGGAGACCUGCGCCGCAGUGGGAAUCACUCAUGCAGAGCUAGGGAGCCAUAAAGCAGCGGAUCCAUCUUGGACAUUGUUUAGAACAAAAAUGGAUGACCUAGUUCUCAAAGAAGAAGAAGAAGAAGAAGAAGAAGAAGAAGAACAAGAACAACGGUCAUACUCUACGCGUAGCUGUUCUAUGGGAUCUUGAAAUGAGUCCAUGAAGAACCAGGAAAGAAGUCAUGACCACGAAUCAUAAAUUGUCAUUCACUAAUUUGGCGGGGCAACCCGCUCCCGAUCAAUGACACCAUUCCGUUGAUGUGAUACUUAAAAUGGAUUGUAAUAGUGUGGUCGUUAUGUAUCAAAUUAUUGCACUUUCAUGUCAAUUACGGCUUUUCUUUAUGUUUCAUCUAAUAUUGUGAAAUUUCAUUGAACUCUAUGUAUCCGCAAAGUCACCUACAUAAUAAGCGAGCAAACAUUGUCUUGAUAAUUAGAAAUUUGAUAUUUGAGUUUCA
Molecule: messenger RNA, 1242 nt
Organism: Triticum aestivum (bread wheat)
Lineage: Eukaryota; Viridiplantae; Streptophyta; Magnoliopsida; Poales; Poaceae
Product: enoyl-CoA delta isomerase 3
Exons: 3
Coding region: 102-938 (278 amino acids)
Source: RefSeq, a predicted model, not a curated record